Molecule: messenger RNA, 1053 nt
Organism: Aspergillus sclerotioniger CBS 115572
Lineage: Eukaryota; Fungi; Ascomycota; Eurotiomycetes; Eurotiales; Aspergillaceae
Product: chitin deacetylase
Exons: 3
Coding region: 328-1053 (241 amino acids)
Biological process (GO): carbohydrate metabolic process
Molecular function (GO): hydrolase activity, acting on carbon-nitrogen (but not peptide) bonds
Source: RefSeq, a predicted model, not a curated record
AGCUCAUUCCCAGGGUAAACCACCUAAAAGUGAAUCCUAGCACAUCAAAAUAUCCUACCAUACAGCCAAAACACCACCCAAGCACGAUGCUACACACCUUCCCAUCUAAGCUGCCCCGGGGGCCUUCCCUCCUUCAAGCAUCGCAUCUACUUCCUUCCAAAUACUGCUCGCCGGUCGAGCAAUGAACAUCAGACCCCUAACAAGAAGAUGCUUCACUCCCUCAAUUGACCAACUCCCUAUCUCUCCUCUCUCCUGACCCUAUGACCCUCAUCCCCUAUCAUUAUCUCCAACGAUUCUAUUCUUAUACCCUAUAUAAAUCCCACCACGAUGCUCCUAAUCACCCUCAACUUCCUCCUUCUAACCAUCAUUACCCUCCUCCAACCAUCCCACAGCCACCCACACAACCAAACAGACCCCUACCCCCCCACCCCCUACGCCACAGUCAUCACCCACUGCGCCGUCCCAGGAACCAUCGCCCUAACCUUCGACGACGGGCCCUACACCUACACCCCGGCCCUCCUCGACCUCCUCAGCGAAUACGGCGCCAGAUCCACCUUCUUCUUAAACGGCUACCGACUCACCGAAUACACCGACGUCCUGCAACGCAUCUUCAACGAAGGACACCAAAUUGCCUCGCACACGUACGGCCACACGCACCUCCCCUCCCUCGACUACGCCUCCAUCGUAAACGAAAUGGGAGCGCUGGAGUCCCUGUUCCGGAACAUCAUCGGGGUGGUUCCGACCUACAUGCGCCCACCGUUCUUGGCCGUCGACGGGAGGGUAUUGGCCGUGAUGGCUGAACUAGGGUAUAAUGUUGUCGGAGCGAGUGUGGAUACCAAGGACUUUGAGAAUAAUGAUCCGUGGUUGAUAUAUGAAAGUGUGAGGAGGUUUUUGGCCGGGGUGGAUGCGGGUGGGUCGAUUGUGUUGGCGCAUGAUACGCAUGCUCAGACGGUCUUUACGUUGACGAGGGCCAUGUUGGAGGAGGUUGCGAGGAGGGGGUUGUAUGUCACGACUGUGGCAGAUUGCUUGGGCGAUACUGUUUGGUAUCGUUAG